GCAUUCCUACUACUUUCUUUUGUUUUGGCCAAGUUAGUAGAGUUAUUUUUCGUCGCGACAUUGCUCAAAAGAUUAAAGAUCUCAGUGAAAGGUUAGCAACAAUUGCUAAUAUGAGGCAAAAUUUUAACUUUCAGUACACAAAAAGUGGUAUUGAACAUAUUGAGCGACAAAAGACCACUUCUUUUGUCGAUCAAACAUUUGGUCGGGUAGAUGAAAAAAUUUCUUGGUGGGCAUGUUGUUGAGUGAGAGUAAUCUUGAAGGGCAAAACCUCACUGUCAUCCCAAUUGUAGGGAUGGGUGGAAUUGGUAAAACAACCCUUUCGCAACUAGCAUAUAAUGACGAAAAAGUGAAGGCUAAUUUCACAAAAAGAAUAUGGGUUUGUGUCUCAGACCCAUUUGAUGAGCUCAACAUAGCCAAAGCCAUCAUUGGAGCCCUUGAUGGAAAUGUCAAUUCCAUUUCGAAUGACCUAGAAGCUUUCUUCCAAUGUGUGCACAAGUCUAUCGAGGGGAAAAAGUUUCUCCUUGUCUUAGAUGAUGUGUGGAACCAAGACUAUAGGAAGUGGGAAAAUUUGAAGCUACCUUUACAUAAUGGUGCUGUAGGUAGUAAAAUAAUAGUCACUACACGAAAAGAAGAAGUAGCUAGGAUGAUGGGAGCACCCGAUAACACAAUCAAUUUGAAGGUGUUAAGUGAAGAAAAUUGUUGGUCACUGUUCACUAGAAUUGCCUUUACCAACAGAAACCAAGAUGAUUGUCAAAUUUUGGAACCUAUUGGUAAGGAAAUUGUAAAGAAGUGCAAAGGGUUGCCACUUAUUGCCAAGACUUUAGGUGGUCUCAUGCGUUGUAAGAAAACAAAGAAAGAAUGGCAAGAUGUUUUGAAUAGUGAGAUAUGGGAGUUAGACAUAGUGGAGCAACAAGUUUUCCAACCGUUGUUACUAAGUUAUUAUGAUUUAACUUCAAUAAUCAAGCGUUGUCUCUUAUAUUGUGUUACCUUCCCAAAAAAUCAUAUAAUUGAAAAAGAAAUUUUGAUUGAGUUGUGGAUGUCACAAGGUUUUCUUGGUUCAUUUGGGAACAAAGAAAAGACAAUGAUAAACAUUGGAGAAUCAUAUUUCGAUAACUUGGUAAUGCGAUUUUUCUUCCAAAAUUUGAAGAAAGAUGAAUUUGGAGAUAUUGAACAUUGCCAAAUGCAUGAUAUUGUGCACGACUUUCUCCAAUAUUUAACCAAAAAUGAAUGUUUAAUCGUUGAGAAAAAAGGUGCUGAGGAGAGAAUAGAAUUUCCAGCAGACAAUAAGCUCCGUCAUUUGACCAUAAUGUUUGCACCGAUAGGACGUUUUACCCUUUCUUUUGACCAUUGCCAACGUCUGCGGACCAUUACAACAUUUAAUUGUAAAAUUACAAGUUUUACGCGAGAGUUGAUUUUACAAUUAAAAUGCGUGAGGACGUUGAAUUUGAGUGACAACUAUAUUGAAGAAAUUCCGGACGAGGUUGGCGGGUUGGUGCACUUGAGGUAUUUGGAUUUAUCUCGUAAUCGGAAGCUGAAGAAAUUACCUGAUAGUUUGUGUAAUUUAGUCAAUUUGCAAACCUUGCGAGUUGAUUGGUGCAUUAGCCUUGAAAAGUUCCCCGAGGCCAUGGGAAAGUUGACCAGCUUGCAGCAUCUUCAUGCUAAUCUUGGUUUUUGCGACAUUGAUAAACUACUGAAGCUGCCCAAAUCAAUUGCGAUGUUGAAAAGUCUACGGACGCUAGAUGUUGAACCUGUGUUAUUAAUUGAAGGUGAAGGUGAAGGUGGAGAUGAAGAACGAUUGAGGUUAAAUGAUUUGAGAGACAUGGACGAGCUUCAGGGGAAACUUUGGAUCGUAUUAAAGGGCAAAUUGAAAGAUAGUGCGGCGUGUGAUGUGGAGAAUGGCCUAUUGGUGAAUAAGAAACACCUUCUUCAUUUGAAACUAGGGUUCGCCUGUGAAAGCGAGGGCAACCAGAGUACCAUCGAGGAAGCAGUAUUGAAUGUCUUACAACCAAAUUCAAAUCUUGAAUCCUUAUGGAUCAGAGGUUACGAUGGCAGAACCCUGUACCCCAGUUGGACCUCCUCUUUAAUUAACUUGAAAAGCCUAACCUUCUCUUGGUGCUUGGUUUGUAACUAUGUGCCUCUUUCGGUUUUGGGCAACUUGGGGUCCCUUGAGAGACUCAGAUUUGAUGUCAUGCCACAAGUGAAAAAGGUUGGAUUUGAGUACUCACUUGAUCAUCAAGUUAUAUUGUUCCCCAAUCUGAAACAGCUCGAGUUCGCUGAAAUGCCGGAGUGGGAAGAAUGGGAUUAUCAUGAGAAUGAUGCUACUUCAUCGUCACCAACUUUUUUCAUGCCACGCCUUUCUACUUUAUCCAUUGAAUGGUGCUAUAAGCUGAAGACAUUGCCAGACUUCCUUACAAGGAAGACGCCGCUGCUUCAGAAGUUGAUCAUCAACGAUUGUCCCAUUGUCUCCAAAAGUUGCAAAGACAGGCAAGGCCCGGUGUGUUCCAAGAUUUCUCACAUCCCAAACAUCCAUAUUGAAUGGAAAACUAUACAAAAAGAUGGAGUUUGGAUCAAACAGUAGGAUUGAUCAACAAUGUCAUCCAUCCAAUUCCUUGGUAUCAGACGACAUCGUGAAACUAUUGUCUGAAUCCAAUUUGGACAAGCACCGACAUUAAUAUGCAUGUUGUCUGAAUACCAUAAAGGACGACAUACAGUAUUCUGUUGUGCAAGUCAUAUUAAGUCGACAGCAAUCUCAUGGAAAGUAACUUUUGAAGCAAAGUUUGACAAGAUCAGUUGUGUAGAAACUGUUGUCCCUUAAAUGUUCUACAUCAAUUUUUUGAGAUAUGGCAGUUGUGUGAAUUGAAGCAAAACAACGUAAGCUUGUAAAAAGCAUUGUGUGUUUGGGUUUGAUACUACAGAACAUGGUACUUUAUUAUUGUGUUUUUUCUAGUUGGGCAAUUAAAAUUGUUUGAAAAGUAUUGUAGUUAG
Rosa chinensis is the source of this 2985-nucleotide messenger RNA. RefSeq names its product putative disease resistance protein RGA3. Gene Ontology annotation, biological process: defense response to other organism. The record is from RefSeq and is a predicted model, not a curated record. Bases 233 to 2578 code for a protein of 781 amino acids. Lineage: Eukaryota; Viridiplantae; Streptophyta; Magnoliopsida; Rosales; Rosaceae. The transcript has 2 exons. Gene Ontology annotation, molecular function: protein binding; ADP binding.